AUGUCUACUACAAACUAUAGCAUUUCGUCCGACUUAUGGGUCCUGGUGACCGGUGCCAACGGCUUCAUCGCUACCCAUGUUAUCGAGGCCUUCUUGGUCCAAGGCUACAAAGUCCGAGGCACGGUGCGUUCCGAGAAGCCAUGGGUGGACGAAUACUUCAAGGGUAAAUAUGGCCCAGCCAACUUCGAGACAGUAAUCGUGCCAAAGCUGGAGGAAGACGGCGCGCUAGAUGGGUGCUUGGCAGAUGUGGGCGGGGUGGUGCAUGUGGCAUGCAAUAUGUCGUGGAGUGCCGAUCCCCAAAGUCUCAUUCCCGAGGUGGUCACAGCAACCUUAAAUGUUCUCUCUGCUGCUGCGCGAGUGAGAUCCGUCCAGCGGGUGGUGCUGACAUCUUCUGUGGUUACGGCUCGUUCUCGGUGCCCCGGCACAGGGGAGAUCACGGACUAUACUGUGAAUGAGAACAAAUGGAAUGAUGCGGCCGGUGCCGCUGCCUGGGAUCCAACGACUCCGGACCACAUGAAGCCCGGUGUGGUGUAUACGGCAGCAAAGGUCGAAGCCGAGCGUGGGGCUUGGAAAUGGAUCGCGGAGCACAACCCACCUUUCGUUUUGAACACUGUACUCCCCAAUGUGAACUUCGGCAAGAUCCUGUUCCCCGGCAAGCAAGGUACUUCGAUGGCGGUGACACGCUUACUGCUCGAUGGGAACGAUGUGGCCACAAAGAUCAUGCCCGCACAAUGGUAUGUGGAUGUUGAAGACACCGCACGACUUCAUGUGAUUGGACUUUUAGAUCCAGAUGUUCAGUCGGAGCGUCUGUUUGCCUGCGCUGGUCCGUAUACUUGGACCCAGGUCUUGAACAUUAUGCGAAAACUCCGACCAGAUUGUUCAGCAAUACCUGAUAUUCAGGAGGAAAAGAAUAUUCGCCCCUUUGAGGUUGUACCUUCGAAGCGAGCCGAGAAACUCAUCCAAGCCUUCUACCACAGGCCAGGGUGGACAUCCCUGGAGGAAUCUUUGGCUCGGGGGGUGUCAGAUUAA
Messenger RNA from Aspergillus caelatus, 1029 nucleotides. Its product is annotated as NAD(P)-binding protein. Gene Ontology annotation, molecular function: oxidoreductase activity, acting on the CH-OH group of donors, NAD or NADP as acceptor. NCBI's taxonomy places the organism in Eukaryota, Fungi, Ascomycota, Eurotiomycetes, Eurotiales, Aspergillaceae. The transcript has 5 exons. The record is from RefSeq and is a predicted model, not a curated record. Bases 1 to 1029 code for a protein of 342 amino acids.